UAAUAGGUGUACUGAGUAUUCAGGGCACCGUUACCCACUUACCUUGAUUGAACGUGUUUUUUUCUUUUCCUCUCUAAAUUUCAACGGAAAAAAUCUCGCUCUUCAACUCCAAGAUAUUUCUGCCGCUUAAUCCAACCACGCGCCGCCACAGCGCGUCUUCUCUUUACUUCCGGUUCUACUUCCGAUCUGCAUCGCAACCGGAGAGGAGACCGUCGAAUAACACUCGGCGGAACUGGAAACCACCGCGAUGGCGGAGCCGCCGGGAAAUUCUCUCCCUUCGUCUGUGAAUUCUGCUGAAGUUCGUGCGGGGAUUGAGGAAGAGACUGUCGGUGAGAAUGGCGGUGGUGUAAAAGAAGUGGAGAGCAGAGAAUUUAGUGACGGUAAUAGAAUUGAAGUUGAAAGCGGAGAAGCUAGUGUAAAUUCACCAGGAACUUCUGGCAGGAGUGGCGUUAAGAUAAACACAUUGCCGAUGGAAAUAUCAAAUUCUGACAAAAUCGAAUCGAGUGCAGGACCUCUUAAGUUAGAAAGGUCGAGAACUGAGAGGCAUAGGCAUAAUAACAAUAACCUACUUUCUGAAGAUGCAGCACAAAUUUUUGAUGACAAACUUUCAGUUCAGCAAAAGAUUAAAUUGUUAAAUAGAAUAGCUACUUUGAAAGAUGAUGGAACCGUGGAAUUUGAAGUUCCAGGAGACGUGGAUUCUCUAUCACUUGCAUCUGGACCUGAACAUACUCACACUGAAGCUAGUGAUAGUGAGCCUCUUGAUGCAACUGACCUUCAAUAUAUACCACCGCUGCAAAUUGUAAUGCUUAUUGUUGGCACACGUGGAGAUGUUCAGCCAUUUAUUGCAAUAGGCAAACGUUUACAGGACUAUGGCCAUCGUGUUAGAUUAGCAACUCACUCAAAUUUCAAGGAGUUUGUCUUAACUGCUGGAUUGGAGUUUUACCCUUUAGGCGGUGACCCAAAAGUUCUUGCUGGUUAUAUGGUUAAAAAUAAAGGUUUCUUGCCAUCAGGACCAUCUGAGAUACCUGUACAACGAAAUCAAAUGAAGGAAAUUAUAUACUCUCUACUUCCAGCUUGUAAAGAACCCGAUAUGGAUUCUGGAAUUCCUUUCAAAGCAGAUGCAAUCAUUGCAAAUCCCCCAGCCUAUGGGCAUACACAUGUGGCUGAAGCACUAAAAAUACCGAUUCAUAUAUUUUUCACAAUGCCCUGGACGCCAACUAGUGAAUUUCCACAUCCUCUGUCCCGUGUCAAGCAACAAGCUGGAUAUAGACUGUCAUAUCAAAUUGUGGACUCUUUGAUUUGGCUGGGAAUACGGGACAUGAUUAAUGAUCUUCGCAAAAAGAAGCUGAAACUCCGUCCUGUCACAUAUUUAAGUGGCUCACAAGGGUCAUCAGAUUCAGACAUUCCUCAUGGAUAUAUAUGGAGUCCCCACCUGGUUCCUAAACCUAAAGAUUGGGGUCCAAAAGUAGAUGUAGUGGGUUUCUGUUUCCUGGAUCUUGCAUCAAAUUAUGAACCUCCAGAGGAACUUGUAAAAUGGCUUAAAGCUGGUCAAAAACCAAUUUAUAUUGGAUUUGGUAGCCUUCCUGUUCAAGAGCCAGAAAAAAUGACCCAGAUAAUUGUGGAUGCGCUUGAAAAAACUGGACAAAGAGGAAUCAUCAACAAAGGCUGGGGUGGCCUUGGAAACUUGGCUGAACCCAAAGAAUCAAUAUACUUGCUGGACAAUUGCCCACACGACUGGCUCUUUUUACAAUGCAAGGCUGUGGUGCAUCAUGGAGGUGCAGGAACAACGGCUGCUGGUCUAAAAGCGGCGUGUCCCACAACCAUUGUUCCUUUCUUUGGAGACCAACCUUUCUGGGGAGAACGAGUACACGCUAGAGAAGUAGGUCCUGCACCUAUUCCUGUUGACCAAUUUUCACUUCCAAAGUUGAUUGAUGCCAUAAAUUAUAUGAUUGAUGACAAGGUGAAAGAACGUGCUCUUGAGCUCGCCAAGGCCAUGGAGAACGAAGAUGGUGUGACAGGAGCAGUGAAAGCCUUCUUUAAGCAUCUUCCUCGCAAGAAGCCCGACCCAGAACCAGAAUUGGUGUCAUCAAGUUUUUUCUCUAUAAGUAAAUGUUUCGGUUGUGCCUAAAUCUCAAUUUCCCAAUCGACUGCCCUCGUUCAUUGGUUUUACCUGGUCGUAAUGGACCUCUUUUGAUACCCCAGAUAUAUUUAUAUAUAAAUAUAUAUAUUUUAUGUGUAGUGUUGUGCAUUAGGCUCUGAUUCCUACUUCCAUAACUUGUAAUUAUAUAUCUAUUUUUGUAGUCAAUAUUCAUUCAGAGAAAAGCAAAAGUUGGUUUUCUUUCCCCCCA
Molecule: messenger RNA, 2348 nt
Organism: Cannabis sativa
Lineage: Eukaryota; Viridiplantae; Streptophyta; Magnoliopsida; Rosales; Cannabaceae
Product: sterol 3-beta-glucosyltransferase UGT80A2
Exons: 14
Coding region: 248-2128 (626 amino acids)
Biological process (GO): carbohydrate metabolic process
Molecular function (GO): UDP-glycosyltransferase activity; hexosyltransferase activity
Source: RefSeq, a predicted model, not a curated record